Messenger RNA from Clarias gariepinus (North African catfish), 1842 nucleotides. It is a transcript of the gene vim, whose product is annotated as vimentin. Gene Ontology annotation, cellular component: plasma membrane; axon; intermediate filament. Gene Ontology annotation, biological process: intermediate filament organization. Bases 91 to 1464 code for a protein of 457 amino acids. The record is from RefSeq and is a predicted model, not a curated record. Gene Ontology annotation, molecular function: structural constituent of cytoskeleton. The transcript is spliced from 9 exons. NCBI's taxonomy places the organism in Eukaryota, Metazoa, Chordata, Actinopteri, Siluriformes, Clariidae.
CAGAGCCGAGCAGAGCUGCAGCGCUGUACAGGGGUGCACUGAGGACCAGGCGGGCGUCGUCGUAAGAAGCAACUCAACAAAAAGUACAAAAUGGCUAACCGAACCUCGGCAAGUUCCCGCCAGUCAUCUUCUUACACAAGGAUAUUCGGCGGUGACCGUAAUGCCUCCUCGCGCUCCAGCUACUCAAGCCGCCAGUACUCGGCUCCGGCGCGCGCCCCACGUCUCUCCUACAACGCGUUCUCCGCUCCGUCUAUCACCGCGAGCAAAAGUGUGCGAGUGCGGAGCGCCAACCUGCCCCGACUCACAUCCGACACGCUGGACUUCGCCCUGUCCGAUGCCAUCAACAGCGAGUUCAAAGCGAACCGCACUAACGAGAAAGCCGAGAUGCAGCAUCUGAACGACCGCUUCGCCAGCUACAUAGAGAAGGUGCGCUUUCUGGAGCAGCAGAACAAGAUGCUGAGCACCGAGCUGGCGCAGCUCAGAGGCAAAGGCACGUCCCGAGUCGGAGAUCUUUACGAGGACGAGAUGAGGGAUUUACGCCAUCAAGUCGACCAUCUGACCAGUGACAAGGCCAGGGUGGAACUGGAUCGAGAUAAUCUGGCGGAAGAUAUUGAACGCCUUAGAGAAAAGCUUCAAGAAGAGGUUCUUCAAAGGGAGGAUGCUGAAAACAACCUCCAAGGUUUCAGGCAGGAUGUUGAUAAUGCAUCCCUGGCUCGUCUAGACUUGGAGCGCAAGGUGGAGUCCCUACAAGAGGAGAUCGCUUUCCUUAAGAAACUUCACGAUGAGGAGAUUGCUGAGCUGCAGGUCCAGAUACAAGAUCAGCAUGUGCAAAUUGAUAUGGACAUAGCUAAGCCUGAUCUGACCUCUGCACUGAGGGAUGUCCGGCUUCAGUAUGAGACUCUGGCCAGCAAGAACAUUCAUGAGGCUGAGGAAUGGUACAAAUCCAAGUUUGCAGAUUUGUCAGAGGCUGCUGCACGUAACACUGAAGCCAUUCGCCAGGCCAAACAGGAUGCCAAUGAGUAUCGCCGCCAGGUGCAGGCUUUAACCUGUGAGGUGGAUGCGCUUAAGGGCACUAAUGAGUCACUGGAGCGCCAAAUGGGGGAACUGGAGGACAACUUUGCCAUGGAGUCGUCUAGUUACCAGGAUAACAUCAUCCGCCUGGAAGAAGAAAUUCGCAGCAUGAAAGAUGAGAUGGCUCGUCAUUUGCGUGAGUACCAGGACCUGCUGAACGUCAAAAUGGCCCUGGACAUUGAAAUUGCUACCUACAGGAAACUGCUGGAGGGAGAGGAAAGCAGAAUCACCACACCACUGCCCAAUUUCUCCUCAUUUAAUCUGAGAGAAUCCAUGACAGAAGCCAAACCACUCAUGGAGAACCUGUCGAAGAAAGUGUUAAUUAAGACUAUAGAAACAAGAGAUGGUAAUGUGAUAAAUGAGUCCACGCAGCACCACGAAGACCUGGAAUGAACUCCAUGCAAAACGAACAGCUUACUAAGGAGGCAAGCAAUGUAGGGAAAGGAGAAAAAUCUGUGAGGUGCCCCUGCGUCUGUUAAACUAAAACAGCUUUAAUGUGCCUUUUUGCCACUCUAGAUAGAAUAGAGAUGUGGUGGAGAUGUGUUUUGAGUAGAUCAGAGAUUAUAGGCCAGUGAAAACCAACUUUAUACAUUAUUCCUGUUUUCCAUGACUGCUCUAGUUUAUAUUGAAAAAGUUGGACCACAGCAAUAAUCUCAACUACAUUGGUUUGUAUGUUAUAACUUACUGCUUAUUGCUUUACCAAAACCCAGAAAAAAAUGUCUUUAAAUUCAAAUAAACAAAUAAAUAAAAUUGACCAACCAUUGGAAAAAA